Molecule: messenger RNA, 3812 nt
Organism: Solea senegalensis (Senegalese sole)
Lineage: Eukaryota; Metazoa; Chordata; Actinopteri; Pleuronectiformes; Soleidae
Product: neuronal acetylcholine receptor subunit alpha-10-like
Exons: 6
Coding region: 77-1720 (547 amino acids)
Biological process (GO): signal transduction; regulation of membrane potential; monoatomic ion transmembrane transport
Cellular component (GO): synapse; postsynaptic membrane; neuron projection
Molecular function (GO): acetylcholine-gated monoatomic cation-selective channel activity; transmembrane signaling receptor activity
Source: RefSeq, a predicted model, not a curated record
GCUCUCUGUCUCUCUGUCUCUCUGUGUCUGUCUCUGAUCACAGAGUUGUGAUCGAUUAUUUGAGCCGAUCGAUCAGAUGAGGCUCCUCUGCAGCGUCUCCAUGGCGUCUCUGCUGCUGCUGCUCUUCUUUCUGCCAGUUUGCUUGGCUGCUCAUGGACGUUUUGCUCAGAAGCUGCUGAAAGACUUGUUCUCUAAUUACACCAACGCUCUACGUCCGGUGGAGGACACCGACCACAUCAUCAACGUUACUCUUCAGAUCACGCUCUCCCAGAUCAUCGACAUGGACGAGCGGAACCAGAUCCUGACAACCUACCUGUGGGUACGCCAGGUGUGGAUGGACGCCUACCUUUCCUGGAGGAAGGAGGACUAUGACGGCCUUGACACUAUUCGCAUCCCCAGCAGCUAUGUGUGGAGACCCGAUAUUGUUCUGUAUAACAGUGCAGAUGAUGAGUUCUCCAGCUCCAUGGAGACCAACAUUGUUCUCCGUAACGAUGGUCAGGUCAUGUGGGACCAGCCAGCCAUCACUAAAAGCUCCUGCUUGGUCGACGUGGCCUUCUUCCCUUUUGAUUUGCAGCAGUGUCACCUGACCUUUGGCUCCUGGACUCACAAUGGCAACCAGAUGGACUUGUUCAACGCCCUGGACAGUGCUGACCUCUCUGACUUUGUCUCCAAUGUGGAGUGGGAGGUUCUGGGCAUGCCAGCAAAGAAAAAUGUCAUCCUGUAUGGCUGCUGUUCAGAUCCGUACCCAGAUAUCACUUUUACCCUCCACCUGAGGAGACGGGCCUCCUUCUACAUCUUCAACCUCCUCAUCCCCUGCAUGAUGAUCUCCUUUCUGGCUCCAUUAGGAUUCUACCUGCCGGCUGACUCGGGUGAAAAGGUUUCUCUGGGCGUCACGGUGCUGCUGGCUCUGACUGUGUUCCAGUUGCUGGUGGCUGAGAGCAUGCCGCCCUCCGAGAGUGUCCCACUCAUAGGAAAGUACUACAUAGCCACCAUGACGAUGGUUACUGCUUCAACGGCACUCACCAUCUUCAUCAUGAACAUACACCACUGUGGUCCUGAGGCCCGACCCGUUCCAGAGUGGGCCGAACGGUUCAUCCUCAACCACCUCGCUCGCAUCUGUUUUGUCUACGAGGUUGGAGAAAACUGCUUUGCUGGGAAAUCGUCCAAGAAGCAACCGCCGUGUCAGGAGGAGUCAGAGGCCCCAUCAGCCAACAGUGGCAACCGCAGGGGUCCAAACUGGGGUGUGAACGGACGAGCCUGGGGAGGGAGGGUGGAAGAUGAUGGGUCAGGGCAGUCUCUGAAGGUAAGUCAGGAUUUGACCAACCAAACAGGCUGGAAGGAGGAUCUGUUUGUGACCAUUGACCACUCGAAAGAUGAAGGAGCUACUGGUGGAAGUGAAGAGCACGGAGACAGGUCUAAUAGAGUCUAUGGAAGAGGAGAAGAGCAAGUCGAGGAGAAGAAAGGUGUCGGGGGUGAAGGAGGAGGUGGAGCACGGGAGAACAGAACGGAGAUCUUCGUGAAAACCCAGUGUGUUUGCCAGCACCAGGGACUGCGCAAGAACGUUGAGUACAUUGCCAACUCGUACCAGGACCAGCGAGCUGCACAGCUGCGCAUCGGAGAAUGGAGGAAGGUCGCCAAGGUCAUGGAUCGUUUCUUCAUGUGGCUCUUCUUCAUCAUGGUCUUCUUCAUGAGCAUUCUGAUCUUGGGCAAAGCCAUAUGAUCGAGACCAAGCACGGGGAUCGCGAGAGGUUGACGGCAGAGGACUGGUACACUGACUCAAUGAUUAGUUCAACUUUCCAUUUAAGGUCCAGUGUGUAACAUUUAGGAGGAAUCAUUAGCGGAAAUUGAAUUUACUACAAUUUGCUUAAAACAAAUACUAAACUGUGUAGUUUUUGUAGACGACAUGUACUUUGCAUUCUGAAGUGGGAGCUUAUACCCAAAUAAUGGCAAACCAUUUCACCCACAUAAACCCGACGCAUAAUCCAGCAAAGAAAUGGCUUUCUAGUCUGUAAAGGCUUCCACAGUUCCUUGACAUGCUUCGGAAGCUACUCCGCCCAGUAACUCUGCAAACUCUCUGAACUCCAGAGUUCAGAGAGUUUCUUCUCACAAAGCUCAUCAACGCUGAGGUGUCGUGCUACAAGAGCGACCGCUGCCAGUGAAACUAAUCGAGGAAAGGCCAAAGAUGAUUUCAAAUGGUUUGAAAGUUAUUGUUUUUAUAUAUUUUUUUUAAAUGGAACAGCAUGAAAUUCAGCUUGUCACAUGACGGAAAUCUUAACAGCUGCACCAUACAGCACUUGCCAUAUUCCCAGUUAUGACCAACAGAUGAAGAUUGAAAUGCCUCGGUACAUAAUUGGACAGACCCACAACCAAUGAUCUGGAUGAUGUAUGCAGGAUGACGGAAUACGUGUCAACAAACGUGAUUGUUGUAGUUUUCUUGGAGCAAUCGCUAUCUAUCUAGUAACAGCGUCUCACGACUUUUACCCUGGGGGAGCAAGUCGCUUAAAACCGAACCCGAAUUGUAAGGCUGCUGCUCUUCAGGCUGGACUUACAUACAAAAGCUGCCAAAUGUCAUCGUGUCAGGUCCCCCUUUAGAGUGUCAGUGGCUUUUGUGAUUGGUUCCUUUUUUUUUUUGGGAGAUUCUGAAGUUGGCCAAAACGAUGUCCUUGCCAGACAUGUCUGCAGAGUGAGGUUUUGAUUAUAAACCAAACUACAAAACUACACAACUGCUUGUUAGAUGAAUCAGCACAAAGACAAAAAAAAGGUCCAGUGAGUAAAUAUGAUGUGAAACUAAUACUGGAAUCACCAGAUAAAGACAUUGUAACAACUCUGUUCCAAUGUAAUUAUAUUAGGCUCUCAAAUCAACAACCAACAGGAUGUUUCAUUCAACAUUGUUUCAGCAUUUCUCCCUAAAUCAGACGAUUGACAUCAUCAAAUGUUUCAAAGAGAUAAAUAUUAAACAAUUCAGUGAUUUUAAUUCUGUGUGGCUUCCACCUUCUUUUGUACAGAUCAAAGAAAAAAAGUAGAGUAGAAAAUAUUUGCUUGCUGAGGAGAUGGACCUGGUGUUCCUCACAGUUAUAUAUACAAUGUCAAAUAUAUUUGAAUCAUCAAAGGAAGUUUGGAGAUUAAAUCUGACACAUCAUCACAGUCAUCUACGAAUGUCGCUGAUUUCUUUCACGCCUCCACAGUUGCCACACUUUUGUCACGUGUGUGUAAUUUACAAACUGCAUCCUAGAGGAUUUCACGCUGCACAGUUUUAUGAAAUAUCUAAUAUCCGACCUUUCCUGUUUUAACUCUUUAUGACCUGAAUAAAUACAAUAGUUUAUGCCAUGUCGGACGAUUGGCUACAAUAACAUCUUCAUGCUUUAAACCAGGGAUGUGAAUUUGUUGAAAUCCUCACAUUAUGAUUAAUCUUACUGUGAAAUACUAUAUUUAUCAGUUCUAGAUACGUGUGACUAAAUGUUUGUGCCUUUGUGGACGUAUAUGCACACGUUCAAGUGCAAUUUCAACAAUAUUGUGCAUACAUUUACCAUUGAAUGGUAUUUAUCGCAAGAAAUUUGAGGUUGUUGAUAAUUUGACUUUCAUUAAAAUGUAAAACAAAGGAGUUCUUGUUGUUUCACUAAAAAUUAGUUUGUGAUUAAAAUUAUUCAAUAAUUCAAUUUGUUUUUGUAUAAUCACAGUUUAAAAACUAAGAAAUGCCAAAUUCAUCAGUGUUGUCAGAUGUUUGUUUAUGUUGUUGUACAUUGACACACAGGCAAUGCACUGAGACACAUGAACACGUUCAUAUAUUAAAAGAAAAAAGCUUUGUUCACUCA